Messenger RNA from Orycteropus afer afer, 2745 nucleotides. It is a transcript of the gene CDH4, whose product is annotated as cadherin 4. The transcript has 16 exons. Gene Ontology annotation, molecular function: cadherin binding; calcium ion binding. Lineage: Eukaryota; Metazoa; Chordata; Mammalia; Tubulidentata; Orycteropodidae. Gene Ontology annotation, biological process: homophilic cell-cell adhesion; calcium-dependent cell-cell adhesion; multicellular organism development. The record is from RefSeq and is a predicted model, not a curated record. Gene Ontology annotation, cellular component: catenin complex; adherens junction; plasma membrane.
AUGUGCGGAGAGGAGACUGGGGAAGCCGCCCACGUCGGGGAUCGCACAGCCAGGGAGACCUGCAAGGCUGGCUUCUCGGAGGAAGACUACACGGCGUUAAUCUCCCAGAACAUUCUGGAAGGAGAGAAGCUGCUCAAAGUCAAGUUCAGCAGCUGCCUGGGCACCCAGGGAACGCAGUACGAGAGCAGCAGCCUGGACUUCCGAGUGGGGGCAGACGGCACGGUCUUCGCUGCCCGAGAGCUGCACAUUCCUGCUCAGCAGGUGGCAUUCACGGUGACAGCUCGGGACCACCAGACAGCGGAGCGGUGGGCUGCCGUGGUGCGACUGCAGGUGGCCCAGACUACGGCCCCACACGCGGGACACAAGGUAAGGCUCUUUUGACUCUUCUCCCCCCAGAAAGGAAAGAAGAGUGCGGUUCUGGAUCUUUCUCAGCCACCAAAUGACAUGCUGCUGCCAUGGCCCCAGAAACCAAACCCCAAUGGCCUUCGAAGACAAAAGCGGGACUGGGUCAUCCCGCCCAUCAACGUGCCGGAAAACUCGCGCGGGCCCUUCCCCCAGCAGCUCGUGAGGAUCCGGUCAGACAAAGACAACGACAUCCCCAUCCGGUACAGCAUCACAGGGGUGGGCGCCGACCAGCCCCCCAUGGAGGUCUUCAACAUCGACUCCAUGUCAGGCCGCAUGUACGUCACACGGCCCAUGGACCGGGAGGAGCGAGCCUCUUACCACCUCAGAGCGCACGCCGUCGACAUGAACGGGAACAAGGUGGAGAACCCCAUCGACCUCUACAUCUACGUCAUCGACAUGAAUGACAACCGCCCCGAGUUCCUCAACCAGCUGUACAACGGCUCCGUGGACGAGGGCUCCAAGCCAGGCACCUAUGUGAUGACAGUCACAGCCAACGAUGCUGAUGACAGCACCACGGCCAACGGGAUGGUGCGCUACCGAAUCGUGACCCAGAGCCCCCAGAGUCCAUCCCAGAACAUGUUCACCAUCAACAGUGAGACGGGAGACAUCGUGACGGUGGCGGCUGGCCUGGACCGAGAGAAAGUUCAGCAGUACACGGUCAUCGUGCAGGCCACAGACAUGGAAGGAAAUCUGAACUACGGCCUCUCCAACACGGCAACAGCCAUUAUCACGGUGACAGACGUGAACGACAACCCGCCAGAGUUCACCACAAGCACGUAUGCAGGGGAAGUCCCUGAAAACCGGGUGGAGACAGUGGUCGCCAACCUCACCGUGAUGGACCGUGACCAGCCCCACUCGCCAAACUGGAAUGCCGUGUACCGCAUCAUCAGUGGGGACCCCUCCGGGCACUUCAGCAUCCGUACAGACCCCAUCACCAACGAGGGCAUGGUCACCGUGGUGAAGGCAGUCGAUUAUGAACUGAACAGAGCCUUCAUGCUCACCGUGAUGGUGGCCAACCAGGCACCACUGGCCAGCGGCAUCCAGCUGUCCUUCCAGUCCACAGCAGGGGUCACCAUCUCCGUCAUGGACAUCAACGAGGCUCCCUACUUCCCCGCCAACCACAAGCUGAUCCGCCUGGAGGAGGGCGUGCCCACUGGCACUGUGCUGACCACCUUCUCCGCAGUGGACCCCGACCGCUUUAUGCAGCAGGCCAUGAGGUACUCAAAGCUGUCGGACCCGGCCAACUGGCUGCGCAUCAACACCACUAACGGGCAGGUCACCACAGCCGCCGUCCUGGACCGGGAGUCCGUCUACAUCAAAAACAACGUCUACGAGGCCACCUUCCUGGCCGCCGACAACGGGAUCCCCCCGGCCAGUGGCACCGGGACCCUCCAGAUCUACCUCAUUGACAUCAAUGACAAUGCCCCCGAGCUGCUGCCCAAGGAGGCACAGAUUUGUGAGCGGCCAGGCCUCAACGCCAUCAACAUCACGGCGGCCGACGCCGACAUCGACCCCAAUGUUGGCCCCUAUGUCUUUGAGCUGCUCUCCACGCCGGCCACUGUGCGGAAGAACUGGACCGUCACCCGCCUGAAUGGUGACUACGCCCAGCUCAGCUUGCGCAUCCUGUACCUGGAGGCAGGCGUGUAUGACGUCCCCAUCAUCGUCACGGACUCCGGGAACCCCCCGCUGUCCAACACAUCAAUCAUCAAGGUCAAAGUGUGUCCGUGUGAUGAGAAUGGCGACUGCACCACCGCGGGCGCAGUGGCGGCAGCCGGCCUGGGCACAGGGGCCAUCGUGGCCAUCCUCAUCUGCAUCAUCAUCCUGCUGACCAUGGUCCUGUUCUUCGUCACGUGGAUGAAGCGGCGGGAGAAGGAGCGGCACACGAAGCAGCUGCUCAUUGACCCUGAGGAUGACGUGCGCGACAACAUCCUCAAGUACGACGAGGAGGGGGGCGGCGAGGAGGACCAGGACUAUGACCUAAGCCAGCUCCAGCAGCCGGAGAGUGUGGAACAUGUUCUCAGCAAGGCCCCUGGGGUUCGGCGGGUAGACGAGAGGCCCGUGGGCGCAGAGCCCCAGUACCCAGCCAGGCCCGUGGUGCCCCACCCGGGGGACAUCGGUGACUUCAUCAACGAGGGCCUGCGUGCCGCCGACAACGACCCCACAGCGCCCCCCUACGACUCCCUCCUGGUCUUCGACUACGAGGGCAGCGGCUCCACCGCGGGCUCCGUCAGCUCCCUGAACUCGUCCAGCUCCGGGGAGCAAGACUACGGCUACCUGAACGACUGGGGGCCGAGGUUCAAGAAGCUGGCGGACAUGUACGGGGGCGGAGACGACGACUAG